AUGAAGGGGAAGGGCUGGUUCGGGCUCUGGGCCAACUGCUCCGACCUGCCCGCGCACCACUACGUGCAGUGCUUCAUCGAGCAGAUGACCCUCGUCUACGACCCCGCCGCCAACGACUACCGGAACCUCCCCGGCGUCGAGACGCGCGUCCUUAGACACGAGCUCGAAAAGGCCGGGUACCGCGACGGCGACACCCUGUUCGCCGCCCAGUACGACCUCCGCUACGCCCCGCCGGUGCCCGGCCAGUCAUCGGAGGUCUUCUCGCGCUACUUCCGGCGGCUGACGAGGCUCAUCGAGGACGCGAGCGAGAAGAACGAGAACAAGAAGGUGAUCCUCUUCGGGCACAGCUUCGGGGGGAUGGUGGCUCUGGAGUUCGUGCGGAGCACGCCCAUGUCGUGGCGAGACAGGUACAUCAAGCACCUCAUCCUCGUCGCUCCGGUGCUGGCGGAAGGGCUCGUCGUUAACGCUGCAGAUGUUCGUCUCCGGCUCGCGCUGAUUCUGAGGCCCAUGUGGAGGAGCUUCGAGUCCUCCAUCGUCAACUUCCCGUCCCCGGCGGUGUUCGGGGACAGGCCGCUCGUGGUCACCGCGCGGAGGAACUACUCUGCCUACGACGUGGAGGACCUCCUGGCCGACAUCGGCUUCGGCGCCGGCGUGGAGCCUUUCACGAGACGAGCGGUCCCAAAGAUGAGCUCCUUCCAGGCCCCCAUGGUGCCGACGACGUGCAUCAACGGAGUGGGCAAUAACGACACGCCGGAGCAGCUGGUUUACUGGGACGGCGACUUCGACGCGGAACCCGAGAUAGUGUAUGGCGACGGAGACGAUACCAUCAAUUUGAUCAGCAUGUUGGCGUUCGACGAGAAGAUGCGUCGGCAGCAGGAGCAGAACAAGCUGUACAAGUCCAUCAAACUUCAUGGGGCUGGGCACGGUACUAUUGUGACAGAGGACUGGGCGCUCAAGCGGGUCAUGCAAGAAAUCCUCGAAGCCAAUCGUAUUUGA
Molecule: messenger RNA, 996 nt
Organism: Miscanthus lutarioriparius
Lineage: Eukaryota; Viridiplantae; Streptophyta; Magnoliopsida; Poales; Poaceae
Source: the annotation of a GenBank genome assembly